This is a messenger RNA of Triticum dicoccoides, 523 nucleotides long. Its product is annotated as classical arabinogalactan protein 9-like. The transcript is spliced from 2 exons. Gene Ontology annotation, cellular component: plasma membrane. The record is from RefSeq and is a predicted model, not a curated record. Lineage: Eukaryota; Viridiplantae; Streptophyta; Magnoliopsida; Poales; Poaceae. The annotation marks the transcript as partial.
CUCCUCCUCCCCUCCUUCUCCUCCCGUCGCCCUUCUUCCGUGACCUCGCCCCCGCCUGUCGUGAUGCCUCCUCCCGUGACGCCACCGCCAGUGAAGGCGCCUCCUCCCGUGACUUCGCCCCCGGUCGCGGCGCCCCCGCCAGCAACGCCCCCGCCAGUGGCCGCCCCGGCUGAGGCGCCAGCGGUGCUCCCCCCAAUGGCGACGCCGCCGCCGGUGGCCGAGGCGCCGGCUGUGGUGCCUCCGGCCGGGGCGCCGUCCAAGAGCAAGAACAAGCACAAGAGAAAGAGGAGAGGGAAGAAGAAGUCGCCCGCCCCUGCCCCGGAGCCGCUCAGCCCGCCGACCCCCAUCGCGCCCGAGCCCACCACCAUCAAGGACAUGUCCGGCCCUGCGCCCUCCACCAACGAUCUGAGCGGGAGCGGCCGGCAGUACGCGCACUGGGGGAUCGUCGUGCAGACCGCCAUGGCCGCGCUUCUGCUGUCACUAGCCUGGUGAACGUGAAACCCAACAGAGAGAUGCAUCCGUC